This is a messenger RNA of Fomitiporia mediterranea MF3/22, 966 nucleotides long. Its product is annotated as kinase-like protein. Gene Ontology annotation, biological process: mitotic spindle assembly checkpoint signaling; chromosome segregation; meiotic spindle assembly checkpoint signaling. The record is from RefSeq and is a predicted model, not a curated record. The transcript has 4 exons. Bases 1 to 966 code for a protein of 321 amino acids. Gene Ontology annotation, cellular component: spindle; nucleus; kinetochore. Lineage: Eukaryota; Fungi; Basidiomycota; Agaricomycetes; Hymenochaetales; Hymenochaetaceae. Gene Ontology annotation, molecular function: protein serine/threonine/tyrosine kinase activity; ATP binding; protein serine/threonine kinase activity.
AUGACUGUUGGUAAAAAGGUAUACUAUCGACUUGAUCUGAUCGGUAAGGGUGGCUCGUCGCGCGUAUUCCGCGUAGUGAGCACGUCGAACGAAAUUUAUGCUAUCAAACGGGUGAGCCUAGAAAAGAGCGACGAGGACACUGUUGGCGGAUACUUGAAUGAGAUUGCGCUGCUGAAGCGUCUCGACGGAAAUAAACGAAUUAUCCGUAUAAUCGAACAUGAAGUGAAAAAUGUCGGGACUAGCAAGGGUUCUAUUCAGAUAGUCAUGGAAUGUGGAGAAAUAGAUUUGGCCAGACUCUGCCAGGUUCAUCAGAGGGAACCGAUGAAUACAUUAUGGAUAGCAUACUACUGGCAACAAAUGCUUGAAGCCGUUCAUGUCAUCCACGAAGAGAAGAUCAUACAUUCCGACUUGAAGCCGGCGAACUUCGUACUCGUCAGGGGGCAGCUAAAGCUUAUUGACUUUGGCAUUGCAAAAGCAAUCGCGAAUGAUACGACAAACAUCCAGAGGGAGCAUCAGAUUGGCACCGUUAAUUACAUGAGCCCAGAAGCGAUCGAAAUGCCUGAAGGCAUGCGCAAACUAAAAUUAGGUCGAUCCAGCGACGUCUGGUCCUUAGGCUGUAUUCUCUAUCAAAUGAUCUAUGGUCACGCUCCAUUUGCGCACCUGACGGUAUUCCAAAAGAUGAAAGCCAUCCCGGAUAAGAACUACAUCAUCGAGUUUCCGGAGGAGUCGGUACCGGAAAUUCCUAGUCCGCGAAGUGCUUCUGGUGCUGCAUCGGCUCCGCCGACGCGCUUGACGCACCUUGCUACUCCUGUAAGGAAGGAUGUUAUUGAGACGAUGCAGAGGUGUUUGCAGCGUGAUCCGAAGGAAAGGGCGCUUAUACCGGAGCUACUUGAUGAUGACUGGUUAUCUAUGAGAGAACGUAAGUUAUUUCACAUAGACUAUAGCUUGAAUACUUUAGCUAAAUGA